Molecule: messenger RNA, 279 nt
Organism: Opisthorchis viverrini
Lineage: Eukaryota; Metazoa; Platyhelminthes; Trematoda; Opisthorchiida; Opisthorchiidae
Exons: 2
Coding region: 1-279 (92 amino acids)
Source: RefSeq, a predicted model, not a curated record
AUGACAACUCAGCAAGUCUCAUCAGCUUUCAAAAAAAAACAUUUUAAACAUAGUUUAAGUACUAUUAAAAAUCGAUUUUUACGGGCAGCCAAAUCAGUCACUCGAACUACAAAGCUGGUUCGUAAAACAGAGUUAGAAUUGCCGUCGGCGCAGUCAGGUGUUAUCGUUUUUGCUGCUUCUUUUCGAAGCUGUGUUUUUUGGCCCGGUACGGAUGAGCACAUGGAGCAGAUAUGCCGAAGUUUCUUCCGAUGCGCAGCUGCCCAGAGGUUACCCAAUUGA